UGCCACCUGUCGGAAGGUGUGAGUAUCUGUUCACCAGCUCUAUGCAGGUGAACUAGCUUCACUCCAAACACAUGCUAACUUAUCCGCGCCUAUAACGCAACCUCAUGAUGAACCGUCAGAAUCAUGUCCCGUUCAGCCCUUCAGCAGCACCCAAAGGAGCUGCUCCAUUGUACAAACAGCUACCCGGAAGAGUACCCAAAGACUUCAUAGAAGCUAUGAAACGCAUCCCAAUGAAGCCAGCAGACAACUCAAACAUCAGGACAACUGACAUGGCUGCCAAGCCACUACCAACUCAGAAACCUGCAGUGCAACCUUCUGCUGGUAAAUGGAUGUCUUCAUUCAAACCAGUAGGAGAAGAAGAAGACAACUCUCAGGACAAAAGCACAAGCAGUUCAGAAAAGGUUGAGCUUUAUGACCCUUAUGAUCCUGGCUUGCCAGAAUCUGAGCUCAGGAUUGCACUGAGCAAAAACUUCAACCACUCCACAUCCGAUCAGGAUAUCAACCCGGAUCGUCGACAUUUGUCUCCAGGUAGAGAGACUCUGAGACACUGGAACUCUACACCAGGGGGCCGACUCUUUGACACACGUGACUUUAGCCCUGAAACCAGACCCGGCGAGAAUCGUUUGGGUCAGAGACUGCCUGAACGUCGAGUUUAUAGCCCAGACAAUGAAUCACUUGACCGACCAGGGUAUGGCUCCAUAAGUAGACCUCUGGACCACAGGGUCUGCAGCCCUGACAGGAUGGUUCAUGGCUCGUCCAACCAACAGAUUCCUGCAACCUAUGGAGGACGGAAGACCAAUGGAGAGGAGAGGAUAACAGUGCCAGAACACAGGAGAGAGAUGACCACUACUGUUACAUUAUCCCCACCCAAGUUACAGCAGGAUUAUCAACAUCACUUGGGGUUCGUGGAAAGAGGUCUGGACCAAAUCACGCCUGCCACAGAGGUGACAAGAAACAGAAGCAAAACUAUAGUAAUGGACAAGAGCCCCAUCACCUGUGACCUUUGUGAUGUUGAGCUGGCCAAUGGGCAGGAGCUGGAGGAUCACCUGGACAGCAAAAGCCACUGGGGGACACUAGAGCACAUUCAACAGAAGAAGAAUUAUGAUGAUCUGGCUAUAGCUUUCCUGCAGGAAGUCAUGCUAUAUAAAAGUCGUCAGUGUAGCCGAGCGAUAGAGGACAGUGCUCUUCAAGCUCUGCAGGAAAAUGACCACAUGACAAAGGUGGAAAUGUUCCACUGUGCAGCAUGUAACGCCUUUAUAUCAACAUCUGCAUCGUUGGUGCAGACUCACAUUACCUCUCAGGAACACCUCUCCAACACAAAGGAGUUUGAACUGCAGCAGAGACGUACUUGCCUCAGCAAAGCAGAAACCAUAAUGAAGGAACUGAAACCUCAAUUUGAACACUUCAUGAAGUGACCCUUCCCUCUAAGGGGACAAGUCGACCCAUACCAUACCAUGCCAGCAAAAUGCCCCCCGCAGCAUAACAGCCACUGGAUCCAAUCACGGUAGGGGUCAGGCAUUCAGGCCUGUACCAUUCUCUUGGUGUCCGCCACGCAUGCACCGACCCACUUGUAAAGAAUAUGGUGAAGGACUUUUUUCCACAUCUCUGUGGACCAGUGUCUAUGGUUUUUACACCACUGAAUUCUUUGUAAUGGGGGGUUUAUGCUCUGCGACUCUACUAUAUCUCUCUAUGUAACUGUUGAUGGACUGUUCUUGCUGACACAGUCUGAUCGCGUCCUGCACCAUUCUCAGUCACCUGAGGAAGAGUUACUCUCCUGUUUUUCCUUUCGUAUUGCACUAAUGCAUCACGGUAAUCAAAUGUGUGCUGUCGACCACAAUUUCUGACCCUAUUUACUCAAGCCUUUAGUCACAGCUCCUACUGAAACACCAGUCAGUUGAGCAGUCUUGUGACUGAAGUUCCUGCUAUCCGUGCCUCAACAAUGAACCCUCUUUCAAAGUCACUUUGAUCUUUUCCUCUUGCCAAAUCAGAAACAAUUGGGCCUGCUCUGCAUUUUUAUACAUGCCACAGAGCAGGAUUGGAUGUUAACUGCUUAAUUGUACCAGGGAUUGCAUUUCAGUGCACCUGUGUGGAAGUAUGUGUUCAUUAUGUUUGUCCACUCAUUUAUUCAGGUUUUUCCUUUCAAUUUGUCACCCGUCUGUAUAUUUCAGUAGAAGUACACGUGUCGUACAAUAAUCAAAAGCUAUUAAGUAAUCGGCUGUGAAACUAUGAAAGCUAUUAAAGUUCUGUAGUCCACAUUUUCAACACAUAAGUGGCCGUGUAUGGGGAGGAAACAUCUAAUAUUUCAUCUUGUCUUCUAAUAUGAACAAAAUAUAUAAAGUGAAAUAACAUGUAAAAGUAACUGUACAUUUUAACUAAGAUGAGAUUGCAUUUUUUCUUCAUUUGAUUAUGGCAUUGAAUACUUUUAGUAAUGAAUUUGUUUUCAGCCUCAGUACACUACAUCUAAUUAGUAGCACCAGCAAAUAGUACCCUACAAGGCCUCUGGUAAUUACUAGUAAUUAAAGUAGACUGCACUUGGGCUACAUUGAGGUCUACAUAUGCAGCUAUCAGACUACUUAACCGGUUGUUUUCUUUCAGGGUGACAGCCCAUUUGAAUGAUGGCAAUCACAAAUGUCUUCAAAAUACUGCUUACACUGAGCUGCUGUUUGCUUCCGAUGAAGAAUAAUGGACUUAAAGCAACUGCUCACUUUAAAUCCCAACCACAUAAAUGCUGUAUCAAUUCUCAUGUACAGUAUAUUGCUCAGAGAGCACUGUUAUUUGCCAUUUAGGAUUUGUCAGAAUAAAUGAAAGCAUCUUGAGUCCAGGUUUGCUCACACCACAUAGAUUUUUUUCUUCAUACUUUCUGUGCAUAUGUGGUUUGUCAUUUCACAUAUUGUUCAUGAUAAUGUUAGCUACAAAUCUUCCAGGUCAACACCACUUAGAUGAAGCUUGUGAUUUUUUUGAAUUUACAAAUCCAAUGUUUAUAAUUUGCGUGCAAAAAUAAUUAGAAAAAGUCAAUUUGUUUCUUUGCUUUUUUUUUUAUUUAGAACAACACAAAUGUUUUAAGCAUUGUAUCUGUGAUAUAGUACAUUUAAAAUUAAAUUAUUUCAAAACAGUAUAUUUAAACAUUAAAUAUAGGUGACAUGUAUGAAGGGCAUUGCCAGCACAGGCUGUGCGUGUUAGGUCUUUUUUCUUAACCACCUUCAGUUUUAACUUUGUAUUUGUAUUAGAAACAAUGCAAUUACUGAAAUACUAUAAAACACUUUCUAUGCAUAACAAGUUUGCAGACAUUUUUCUUUUUGUUCUUGAAGAGUAGCUCACUUUUUUCACUUGUCUUUCUUGGAACUGUUUAUCAAGAGCUUUCAGGUGCCGUCACUUUCAGGUGGAAUAUUCAUCUCAGUAACUCUAUGGCCUGAAAAACAGACUGCGGGCUUUGAUUUCAACAUGUUGCAGUACAAAAGA
Messenger RNA from Xiphias gladius (swordfish), 3459 nucleotides. Its product is annotated as DBIRD complex subunit ZNF326-like. Gene Ontology annotation, cellular component: nucleus. NCBI's taxonomy places the organism in Eukaryota, Metazoa, Chordata, Actinopteri, Istiophoriformes, Xiphiidae. Gene Ontology annotation, molecular function: zinc ion binding; DNA binding. The transcript has 11 exons. The record is from RefSeq and is a predicted model, not a curated record. The coding region runs from base 105 to 1415 and encodes 436 amino acids.